GGUGACACGUAUACACUUACUUGCAUUAUAAAAACAACCUACUUCGUCACAAUUCAUUGACACCUAACUCUCUCAAAUCCACGAACGCAUCGUCCAAUGCGCUUCUCCUCUUUUGUGUCGGUGGCCUCCGCCAUCGCUCUUGCGUCUUUGGCCUCAGCUGAGGACGCUGCCGAGUCUUCUGAUGUACUUAGCCUCACAAAGGACACCUUUAGUUCUGCCGUCAAUGCAGAACCCUUGAUUCUGGUCGAGUUCUUUGCUCCAUGGUGUGGCCACUGCAAAGCUCUUGCUCCCCACUACGAGGAAGCAGCCACGGCGCUCAAAGACAAGGACAUCAAGCUUGCCAAAGUCGACUGUGUCGACCAGGCGGACCUUUGCCAGACCCAUGGCGUCCAGGGUUACCCCACCCUGAAAGUCUUCCGCAACGGUGAAUCCACCGACUAUUCCGGUCCCCGAAAGGCAGACGGCAUCAUCAGCUACAUGCUCAAACAAUCUCUCCCUGCCGUUUCUGAUGUUACCGCCUCCAACCUCAAUGAAUUCCAAAACGCCGACAAGCUCGUCGUCCUUGCCUACGUCUCCUCCACCACAAAGGCCCCCGCACCCGAAUUCAGCGCAACGGCAGAAAAGCUCCGCGAGGAGUAUCUCUUCGGUAUCACCUCUGACGCUGCAGCUAUCGCAGCCGCAGGCGUCACUCCCCCCGCUAUCGUCGUCUACCGCAACUUUGACGAACACAUCACGGAGUACCCGAAUCCGCCAUCUGCAGUUACCAGCGCUGAGCUCGAAGCAUGGGUUCAACAGCUGGCUAUCCCUAUCUUUGGCGAAGUGAACGGAGAGACGUACGCCAUGUACGUUGAAAGCGGUAAACCCCUCGCAUACUUGUUCUUGGACCCUACAGAUGCGAAGAGCGACGAGGCGCUCGCUGCUCUCAAACCUGUUGCUGCCAAGUACCACGGCCAGAUCUACUUUGUCCAGAUAGAUGCGUCCAAGUUUGGGGAGCAUGCAAAGGCUUUGAACCUUGCUGAGCCCAAAUGGCCGAGUUUUGUCAUUCAGAAUCUGGACAGUCAGCUCAAGUAUCCGUAUGACCAGAGCAAGACUAUCGAGGCUGAGGCUGUGUCCGCUAUGCUUCUUCCUAAGCUCAAGAGCCAGCCGAUUCCUGCGACUCAGGAUGAGAGCGUGUUUACGCUCGUUGGUGACCAGUUCGAUGAGGUCGUGUAUGAUGACUCCAAGGAUGUGUUUGUUGAAUUCUAUGCUACGUGGUGCGGUCACUGCAAGCGUUUGAAGCCCAUUUGGGAUUCUCUCGGUGAUCACUUUGCUGAAGUGAAAGAUCAGUUGGUCGUUGCAAAGAUGGAGUCCACAGAAAACGAUCUCCCAGCUUCAGUACCCUUCCGCAUCAGCGGAUUCCCUACCAUUAUGUUCAAGGCCGCUGGAUCGCGGGAGUUCCUUGAAUAUAAUGGGGACCGGGAGUUGGAAUCUUUCGUUGCGUAUGUGGAGGAGCAUGCCAAGAACAGCUUAAAGCCUUCUGUCAAGACUCCUGAAAAUGACUCGCAGGCUACGUUUGAGGCACCGCGGGAGGCUCAUGAUGAACUGUAAUUUUUGCGUAGUGGUCUUGCCUCUAUCGAUAUCUUAUAUCUUCUUGCAUGCAUUCAAU
Messenger RNA from Suillus subalutaceus, 1645 nucleotides. Its product is annotated as thioredoxin-like protein. Gene Ontology annotation, cellular component: endoplasmic reticulum. The record is from RefSeq and is a predicted model, not a curated record. The transcript is spliced from 7 exons. Gene Ontology annotation, molecular function: protein disulfide isomerase activity. The coding region runs from base 97 to 1587 and encodes 496 amino acids. Gene Ontology annotation, biological process: protein folding; response to endoplasmic reticulum stress. NCBI's taxonomy places the organism in Eukaryota, Fungi, Basidiomycota, Agaricomycetes, Boletales, Suillaceae.